Anisakis simplex (herring worm) is the source of this 705-nucleotide messenger RNA. The record is from the annotation of a GenBank genome assembly. NCBI's taxonomy places the organism in Eukaryota, Metazoa, Nematoda, Chromadorea, Rhabditida, Anisakidae.
AAUGUCGGGAAAGAGUCUGUGAGGAAGAUUCGGGUCACAUCCGAUACGGCCUACUUCUCGAUGGCCACUCCAGAGGAGGCAUUGGAAGCUGUGCGAAUUCUGAACGAUUGCACAAUCAAGAAAUCGAAAAUCAGCGCUAAAAUCGUCAACGAUGAGCCACCGAAAGGCAGAGAUAUUCAACGAAGCAAUGCCGAUGAAUGUGCAUCAGCAGUUCAAAAGACUGCUCGAGAGAUUGUGACACCAUUUGCUGAUGUGGAGUACAGCGAGCAGUUGCAGUACAAAAUGGCUAAUGCAAGUCGAUUGACGAAAUCGCUCAUUAAUAUGAUGAAAUUCGCCAACAUUAAAGCUGCAUACUCGAUGAACUCAUCCCAUCUCAUCAAACCAAUUCGUCGAUCACCUCAAAUCGAAGGCUAUCGUAACAAAUGUGAAUUCACGAUUGGUCACGAUUUGGACGAAGCCGUUUGCGUGGGUUUUGUUGGUGGUCGAUUUUCAGCGAGUAAACACUACGUGGUACCGAUCGACACGUGUACGAAUAUCUCUGAACGCAUGAAGAAUAUUGUCUCGGAAUUUCAACAGUUCGUUGCGAAGAGUGGUGAAGAGGUCACUGACUUUCAACGAAUUCAGUCGUGUCGGUGUAUGGAGAAUGUUAACGGUUCGGCAGUUCGGCAACGAUAUCAUGCUUAUAAUUACCGUAUUUCCAAUUGA